This is a messenger RNA of Amphibalanus amphitrite, 1715 nucleotides long. Its product is annotated as tRNA (cytosine(72)-C(5))-methyltransferase NSUN6-like. Gene Ontology annotation, biological process: RNA methylation. The transcript is spliced from 6 exons. The record is from RefSeq and is a predicted model, not a curated record. Bases 62 to 1378 code for a protein of 438 amino acids. Gene Ontology annotation, molecular function: methyltransferase activity; RNA binding. Lineage: Eukaryota; Metazoa; Arthropoda; Thecostraca; Balanomorpha; Balanidae.
GUUGGUGGGUUCAAGGUUGCAGUUCAGUAGGGCUCACUCAUUUGUUAUUUUACGUCAGAAAAUGUCAGACGAUGUUAAAACUGAAGGCAGCGAUGUGUCCUGGACGGACUUCCGAUACAGUACUGCUCCUCGCUUCUCCACCAUUCGAGUCAAUAUGGGCGACAAGGAAAGUGAGAGCAUGGAGGAUGACCUCAAAGAUUACCUCAGAAAGUUGUACCCGGACGUGGCGUACCGGGUGUUCCGGCACGGCUCGCUGCCGGAGCUGCUGGUGGUGCGGGCGGACGACCGGCCGCCCCCGACACCGCGCCACCGCCAGCUGAUCGUGGACGCGCUCUGCGGGGCGGCCGUGCUGCGCGGAGCGGACGUCUACGCCCCGGGCGUGCUGGGCUGUCCGGCCGAGCUGCAGUCCGGUGACGCGGUGGCCGUGUACGCGGACCGGGACGGCCGCUGUCUGAGGGGCCGCACCCAGCCUUACGCCGGAGCCACCACCUUCGUCGGUAACGGCGUGAUGCAGCUGUCCCGACGGGAGCUGUUCACCACCGACAGGCCCAGCGGCGUGGCGGUCCGUGUUACGGAGCCCGUGUUCGGCGCUCCCAGUCUGGGCCCGCUGUGCGGCCGGCGCGCCAUGCUGCAGAACAUUCCGUCCGCGCUCACCUCCCGGGUGCUGGCGCCGCGGCCCGGCGAGCUGGUGCUCGACAUGUGCGCCGCGCCCGGCGGCAAGACCACCCAUCUGGCGCAGCUGAUGCAGAAUCAGGGUCUGCUGUACGCGUUCGACCGGACGGCGGCCAAGGUGGCCCGUAUCGCGGCGCUGGCCGAGGAGCAGCUGCUGAGCUGUGUGCACGCCCUGCGCGCCGACUCCACGCGUCUGCUGUCGGCCGACUCGGCCUGCCGGCUGCGGCGGCGGCACCUGACGGGCGAGCCGUGCCCGCAGCACGCCGACGGACCGUGCGCGCCGCCGUUCGCGCCCGACACCUUCGACCGAGUGCUGGUGGACGCUCCGUGCAGCGGUCUGGGCCAGCGGCCGCGGCUGACGCCGCCCGCCGCCGGCGCCCAGCUGCGCUCCUACGGGCCGCUGCAGCGCCGGCUGCUGGCCGUCGGCGCCGACCUGGUGCGGCCCGGCGGCCGGCUCGUCUACAGCACGUGCACCGUGCCGCCGGCCGAGAACGAGGCCCAGGUGGCCGCUGCUCUGGUGGCACGGCCGCGGCUGCGGCUGGAGCCGGCCGAGCCGCGGCUGGGCGGGCCGGGUCUGCCCGGCCACGGUCUGGACGCCGACCAGUGCGGCCGGGUGCAGCGGUUCGUACCGCAGCCCGAGUCAGACUGCUGCGACCGGGACACCAUCGGCUUCUUCAUCGCCUGCUUCAGCAAGGCAGAGAGCUGACGAACGGCCCGGUGCGUACAAUAAAUUACUAUAUACUGUAAGCAUUCUGUCGCUCUUUUUUCAAAAGGUCAGGCAAACAUUUGGGGUGCUACCGUAUGCUUUAAGCCACCUAACACUCAUUUGUUAAACGCUGGUUGAAGUGACAUUUUCAAACCAGUACGCAAAGACAUGGAUGCUAGUACGACAAAGGCGUUGAUAGCUUUGCUACGGUUGUAUGCUGAUUGAAAGCGUUUUCCUCAUUAAGUCGUCAUAGAGGGCGUCGAGUUACCACUGCAUGGCGAUAGUAGAAUCUGACUUUAUUGGCGACACGUUUAAAAUACAAAUAGACAUAGAGCAA